AUGUUUCCAAACUUCAGUAAAUUACGUUUUUAUGUGCGAAUUUAGCCUAUUAGUGUAAUUAAAAGAAAUGCCAAGGACAAGCAACAACCUGUAACCAUAGUAAGUAGCGCAAGUGCGACAUUUUUGUCAACUAAAUUCGGCAACCGAGGACAGUGGGUUUUGUAUUAUCCGACGCCCAAAACGCUCUCAAUAGAUUCUUGCAUAGAUUAUGUCCAUCCGUAUAAAUAGUGUUACGACGAAACAUUGAACAUCAGUCGGCUUUGACAGCUCGAAGUGAUCUUCUUACAGUGAAAUUAAACACAGACCACGUUCACAAUGAGAUCGAUGGUGGUGUUCGUUGCUGCGUUGGCGCUGGCGGCUGCCGCACCCAGUGGUGAGCCUGGCCUGACACCUCUCCUGCCGUGGUUGCUGCUGCGCCAGCGGUAGUUGAUGCUCGCUCGGUAUACUCUGCGCCCCUGUACGCUGCCCCCGCCGCUGUCUCUCACCAGUCACGCUACGAUGUGCGCAGCUCCCCGGCUUUGCUGACCGAACAGGUGUUGUCCCCUGCUGUCUACAACCAGCAGUUCGUUGCAGCGCCCGCUGUCGUUGACGCUCGUUCACUCUGGACCCCAUCUGUCUACGCCACCUCAUGGUAGACAUUGUAAUUAUAUAACAUAAUCAGAUAUUUUUUUUUCUUGGCACAUAUCGUUGAAUCUAUUUAAACCUAUUAAGUUUGGUUCUUAAACGCUUCAAAUAGAUGCAGUGAUUAUGCUUAAAAGUUCAAUUAUGCUACUAUUUCAAAUAAAAGAUUUUUAUUUCAAAAUGUAUUUUCAA
Papilio polytes (common Mormon) is the source of this 813-nucleotide messenger RNA. It is a transcript of the gene CPH6, whose product is annotated as cuticle protein 16.5, isoform B-like. NCBI's taxonomy places the organism in Eukaryota, Metazoa, Arthropoda, Insecta, Lepidoptera, Papilionidae. The record is from RefSeq and is a predicted model, not a curated record.